Messenger RNA from Cheilinus undulatus (humphead wrasse), 2786 nucleotides. RefSeq names its product NACHT, LRR and PYD domains-containing protein 12-like. The record is from RefSeq and is a predicted model, not a curated record. Bases 1 to 1932 code for a protein of 643 amino acids. The transcript has 5 exons. NCBI's taxonomy places the organism in Eukaryota, Metazoa, Chordata, Actinopteri, Labriformes, Labridae. Gene Ontology annotation, molecular function: protein binding.
AUGUGCCACAUCCCGGUCUUCUGCUGGAUCACUGCUACAGUUCUGGAGGAUGAGUUGAAGACCAGAGAGGGAGGAGAGCUGCCCAGGACCCUGACUGAGAUGUACAUCCACUUCCUGGUGGUUCAGACCAAACUGAAGAGCAUCAAGUAUCAUAGAAGAGCUGAGAUGGAUCCACACUGGAAUCCAGAGACCAGGAAGAUGAUCGAGUCUCUGGGUAAGCUGGCUUUUGAGCAGCUGCAGAAAGGGAACCUGAUCUUCUAUGAACCAGACCUGAUGGAGUGUGGCAUUGAUAUCAGAGCAGCCUCAGUGUACUCAGGAGUGUUAACACAGAUCUUUAUAGAAGACAGAGGAGUCUACCCAGACAAGGUGUUCAGCUUCAUCCAUCUGAGUGUUCAGGAGUUUCUGGCUGCUCUUCAUGUUCACCUGACCUUCAUCAAUACUGGAGUCAAUCUGAUGGCAGAAGAACAAACAACCUCACUGAUGUCAAGAAACUCUAGACCUGCAGAGACAAGUCUCUACCAAAAUGCUGUGGACAAGGCCUUACAGAGUCCAAACGGACACCUGGACCUGUUCCUCCGCUUCCUCCUUGGUCUUUCACUAGAGACCAAUCAGAAUCUCCUACGAGGUCUGCGUUAUCAGACAGGAGGUUCAGUGCCAUCUGAAUCAGGAAGCAGCUCACAGACCAAAACAGAAACCGUCCAGUACAUCAAGACAAAACUCAGUGAGAAUCUGUCUGUAGAGAAAAGCAUCAAUCUGUUCCACUGUCUGAAUGAACUGAAAGAUCAUUCCAUGGUGGAGGACAUCCAGUGGUCAUUGAGAUAUGGAAGUAUCUCCUCUGAUAAACUGUCUCCUGCUCAGUGGUCAGCUCUGGUCUUCAUCUUACUGUCAUCAGAAAAUGACCUGGAUGUGUUUGACCUGAAGAAAUUCUCUGCUUCAGAGGAGGCUCUUCUUAAGCUACUGCCGGUGAUCAAAGCCUCCAAGAAAGCUGUGCUGAGUCAUUGUAACCUUACAGCGAAAAGCUGUGAAGCUCUGUCCUCAGUCCUCAGCUCUGAGUCCUGUAGUCUGAGGGAACUGGAUCUGAGCAACAAUGACCUGCAGGAUUCAGGAGUUAGGCUGCUUUCCAGUGGACUGAAGACUCAGCACUGCAGGCUGGAAACUCUCAGUCUGUCAGGCUGUGUGAUCACAGAGGAAGGCUGUGCAUCUUUGGCCUCAUCUCUAGGCUCCUCCUGUCUGAGAGAGCUGGACCUGAGCUACAAUCAUCCUAAAGAAGGAGGAGAAAGACUGCUGUCUGCUCUUUUAGAAGAUCCAAACUGCAAACUGGAAAAACUGAGAUUGGACCAUGGUGGACAGAACAGGCUGAAACCUGGUCUGAGGAAGUACACCUGUGAGCUGGAACUGGACACAAACACAUUUCACAGGCAUCUCAAACUGUCUGACAACAACCAAAGGGUGACAUGUGUGGAGGAAGACCAGUGUUAUCCUCAUCAUCCAGACAGAUUUGACAACUGUUUACAGCUACUGUGUAGGACUGGUCUAAUUGGUCGCCAUUACUGGGAGGUCGAGUGUACAGGAAGUGUAGCUUUAAGUUUGAGUUACAGAGGAAUAAACAGAAAAGAAAUCAGUUUCUUUGGAAAGAAUGAUCUGUCGUGGAGUAUUUUCUACUCUGAAGGUAAAGGUGCCUGUUUCUGGCACAAUAACAGAAUGUCAGCCAUCGCCUUAUCAUGCCCCACCUCUUACAGAGUAGCAGUCUAUCUGGACCAUCCUGCUGGCACUGCGUCCUUCUACAGAGUCUCCUCUGACACACUGAUCCCCCUCCACAUCCUCAACACCUCAUUUACUGAACCUGUUUUUCCUGGGUUUUCACUCACUCCAGGUGGCUCAGUGUCUUUAUGUUCACUGGAAGUCAGAGACACACUGCCGAAUAAAGAUUAGCUGAUACUUUUCACUCAGUGGAAGCAGCUCUAACUGGAGUCUUGGGCCUUGUUUUCAUGACAACAAUAGUUCCAUGUUUGACGUUUUGAAAACAAUCUCCAUCUACAUGAGACCGCAGGAAACGCAAAAACGCUGCAGUAAAGUGAUUUACUGCACAAUAAAUCUGUCUCUACAACAAGGACAAUACUGCACAUUUACUGUUUUCUAUGUUUUUUUGACAAUAUUUAAAUCUUUUAUUAUACAUGGUUUUACAAUAGCAAUUCAUCACUAAAUCCUCUUCCUCAUCACCAUCGUAGCACAGCAGCGAAAUUUCAUGGCACAUAUUUAUCCUUUAAGGUUGUUUCAUUUUCCACUGACAAAUUUUUCUCCUACAGCCUUUAGUUGCUGGAUUUUCUCCGAAAGUGCAGUGCUUCCUGCUCAAGUAUCUUUUUCAACCUUAACAUGAAAGCUUCAAUCCUGUCUCUUUCAUCAGCUGUGUGCUUGUGAUGGGUCAUUCAUGAAUAAGCUGGUUCAAAGAGCCGGCUCUUUUAUGUGAAUGAGAAGCGCAGGCUCCCAUUUUAAAGCCAUUUUAUAUCAUUAUAACUAUUCUGUUAUUUGUAUGUAUGUAUGUUGUCUGUGUGUUACGUGAUUGAUUAGAAAGAAUGAUCUUUUCUACAUGCUCUUCCAGAGGCACAUCUCACAUUAGGGACACAAGCAUGAUAGUAUAACAUUAAUGUUUUAUAUCAAGUGUGUUAAACGGCCCAGCCAGUGAGCAGAUUUCAUAUGACCCGCAAAGUGUUUUGGGGAGCGACAGUGUAUUUGAAAAAAUAACACAGUAAUUCCUUUUUCUGAGCAAUAAAAAUAUCUCUCUUGUA